CUACAGAAGAAUGUUGAAGAUUAGGCGCACGAGGCCAGGCGGUGCCCUGCCUGACGCUUUGGCUACGGCACUUAGGCCCACGAUGGCGCUCUGCUGCUGGCAUCGGAAUGGCGUCGUCACCUUCGCAGCUUUCUUUACGGUGGUGGGGGUGCUGGUGAUCGCAGCGGGCCGCCUGUGGCUGUCUUGGGCGGCGGUGGCGCAGACCGCGGUCCAGCCUGGAGAGACCGGGCUGCAGUACCGAGCCAGCCCCAUCGACUUCAAGAUCUUCCGGCUGCUGAGCAGGCGCCUGGAGCGACUGUCCGCGUCCGAGAGGGAGGCCAUCGCAGCUUCUCGGGAUCUGUACGAAGCUAAGAUGAUCGCGAUUUCGUUCGUGGCGCUGGGAGUUGUCAAGACCAGCCUGUCCGUGGUGCUGCUAGUGGCCGCCUUGAUGGAGCUGGAGCGAGUGCUGCAGGUGUUCCUGUUUGGGGGUGCGCUGGUGGUGGGCGUGGCAGCGAUGCAGGCGGUGGCUGUGGAGGUGGUGCUCCUCCAAGACCGGCCGGCCAUAGAGUUCGCCAUGCCUGCCACACUCACCAUGUGCGGCGCUGCCAUCGCGCUGCCUGUAUCCGCCAUCUUGUAUCUCGGUGUGGACGUGUUGUCGCUGGUGUGCGUCCGCAAGUUCUACUGCGAGCUGAGGACGCAGCGGCUUCGGCCCUGCGCGCUGCCGCCGGCUGCACCCAUCUGAAGAGGUCUGCCACACGGCGGAUCCCGCUCAGAGGAAGUUCCAGUCGCCACAUCCGGCCACACUGCCGAACGCGGUUUGCAGCCAAAGAAAAGAGGGCUCCAACCUGCCGGUAGCCCUGCGGGGUCCAACGGCUGCCACGCGCCAGUUUCGUCAGCAGUGAAUGGCGCUAGAGACUGCUCUUUUCGUGUUCUUUGUCAUUUUCCUUCCUAGUCAAUAAAUAACGUAGACUCAAUUUUCUACGGACGUAACUAAAUAAAUGUUCGAGAUGUCU
This is a messenger RNA of Schistocerca piceifrons (Central American locust), 992 nucleotides long. RefSeq lists its product as uncharacterized. The transcript has 6 exons. NCBI's taxonomy places the organism in Eukaryota, Metazoa, Arthropoda, Insecta, Orthoptera, Acrididae. The record is from RefSeq and is a predicted model, not a curated record. Bases 11 to 721 code for a protein of 236 amino acids.